GGCGAAACUGCAGGAGGAGCAGGAUCAACAGACACAGAUGCUGCACCUCCUCAUGACCAAGCUCAAGCAGACAGAGACAAUCAUGGACCAGGACAACAUUGCCAAGCAAGUCCACAAGGAGGUGGCCCACAUCUACUUCAAUGUCACAAAGGUGGACCAAGGCAACAGGAACAAGCUUUGGCUGGCACUCAUCAAGAGCAUCAAGGAGAAGGACAAGGUCAAGUUGUCAGCCAAGGCUCUCAAUUACAUUUGGAAGAAAUUCAUUCCAGUGGUAUGGUGCACCAGCAACAGAAGCACAUGACCAAGUCACUGUGGCUUUUGCUCACACAUGCAUUCAAGAAUCUCAAUCCAAAAAAGACACCCACUCAGUUCAAGGAGAAAAUAGCUGGCAACAGUAUCUUCAGGGAUUGGCUCAUGCGCAUGGGCUUCAGAGCCACAAACAAGUACACCAUCACAGACCCAGACCAUCCAAACACAGAGCCAGGCCAUUCACAGAGAUCUGUGAAGUGGUGGCAAGACAUCAACUUGAAGGGAGCUUGCAUCACCAAGCCCAGAACCAAAGGCUCAAGUCUCUUCAAGUAUGUUGACUUCCCUGGUCAGAUAGGCGAAGAGAUAGACGAAAAGGAAGACAAGCAGGUAGACAAGGAGGAAGACAAGUGGGUAGAUGAAGACAAAGACAAGUGGGUAGAUGAAGACGAAGACAGGCAGGAAGAGGAGCAGGUAGAAUCCCACAACACCACAGCCCAUUCAAAUCUUUGUUUACCUUUUUUUCCCCUUUGUGCAGGUUGGCAGGAUUGGUGA
Molecule: messenger RNA, 801 nt
Organism: Acanthamoeba castellanii str. Neff
Lineage: Eukaryota; Discosea; Longamoebia; Acanthamoebidae
Exons: 4
Source: RefSeq, a predicted model, not a curated record